AUGAGGAACUCGAGUCACCGUCGAGAGGCCAAGGCAGGGCGCGGCGGUUCCGCGGGUCGGUUGGUGCAACCUGGAGACGGGCUGGCAGCGAUUUCUUGCCGUCCAGAGGACAGGAAACGCUUCGAUGAGCUGCAUGCUAUCUACCAGUCGGGUGUACGUACACUCGACCCCGUUCUCCUGGAGGAGACGGCCGAGGCUCUGGAUGUGAAUAGCGGCAGCUACACGGUUUGGAUGCUGAGGCGACGGGUGCUCACCGAGUUUCCGUCUCUCCUCAAUUUCGCUGAACUAGAGUUUGUUCGCGACUGGACAACGGCGAGCUUGAAAAACUACCAGGUUUGGUUUCACCGACGGUGGGUCGUUGAGAGGCUGCUGGACCGCAUGCGGGAAACAAAGCCCAGAACGGACGGAGACGACGAGGCAGAGACGAGCGAUGCAAGCAAAGAGGCAAUUGCGGCGCUGUGCGAGGACGAAUUGCAGAGCGUAACAGACGUCUUGCGCAAAGACGCGAAAAACAUGUCAGCUUGGUCUCAUCGCGUGUGGCUUCGACGUGUCUACCCCCGCCCGCUCGCCGAAGACUUUUCCUGGGCGCUGCAGUGGCUACAUGCAGAUCCAUUCAACAAUUCCGCGUGGAUGUUUCGACAACUUCUCGCACGCGAAAAGGCCGAAAGAAGAGGACGGCGCGUAACAGCCUCGCGAGACGAGGCCGCGCGAAGCCCAAGCGACGAGAGCGAGCGAGAAGAAGCCCCGCAGGAGAAGGACCAGCACAAGACGGAAGGCGAUCCGGGACCCGGAGUGCAGGAGGCUGUUUCAGCACAAGAGAGGGAGCGACGGACACUUCGACACAAAGCGAAAACGUGGAUGGCCGAAGUUCGCUUUUCCCUCGUCUCCUGGAGCGCACAACCAAGCAACGAGGCAGCGUGUAGGUACCUCCUGCAUGCAGCGAGUCAGACGCUUGCCGCGCUCCGAGAAAUCGACGGCGACCGAGAAGAUUCAGCCCAAGUCGACAGCGCAGACGGAGGCGGCCAGGACAAUGAGCCAUCAGCGGACGAAGCAAAGGAGGAAUGCGACGAUGCAGACGACGAGAAAAUAAACAGCGAGAGACUCCUCCAAAUUCUUCGGCGCGCUGCGCACCGAGUAUGUGAACGUGUGGCAAACCGCCACAUACACCGUCCAGCAGCGCCGGAGCAGCCUUCUACCACUUCUUCUUCCUCUCUUUCUCAGCCUUCUGCUUCUUCUUCCUGUCUUUCUCAGCCUGCUGGCUCUUCUUCCUCUGUUUCUCAGCCUUCUGCUUCUUCUUCCUCUCUUUCUCAGCCUGCUGGCUCUUCUUCUUCCUCUCUUCCUCAGUCUUCUUCCGCUUCUUCGUCUUCUCUUUCUCAGUCGUCUUCCUCUUCUUCUUCCUCUCUUUCUCAUCCUUCUUCUUUUUCGUCUCCUUCUCAGUCUUCUUCCUCUUCGGCCCCGUGUGAGCCUUCAUUCGACGCGGCUCGGGGGCGGCACGAGAGCCACGCAGCCGCCGAGACAGAAGGCGCGUCUGCGAGGCCCAGAGAGGAGGCGGAGGCGCCGUGCUGCUGGCCCAGGGGCGAGGCGAAGGGUGCGCUGAGAUUCGCGCUCGAGGUGCUGCUUUUCUGCGCCGAAGACAGGCGCCGGCUGGCGGAGGCAUGCGCGAUUUGCAAUCGCCUCGCCCAAGUUGACCCAAUACGCAAGGCCUACUGGACAUGGAGAAGCGAGACGUUGGCGGAUAAGUAG
This is a messenger RNA of Neospora caninum, 1743 nucleotides long. RefSeq lists its product as hypothetical. Gene Ontology annotation, molecular function: protein prenyltransferase activity. The coding region runs from base 1 to 1743 and encodes 580 amino acids. Lineage: Eukaryota; Apicomplexa; Conoidasida; Eucoccidiorida; Sarcocystidae. Gene Ontology annotation, cellular component: cytoplasm. The transcript is spliced from 6 exons. Gene Ontology annotation, biological process: protein prenylation. The record is from RefSeq and is a predicted model, not a curated record.